CUGUUCGAUUUCAUCUCAAUUAUUUGUACCCCCAAACAAACUAGCUGCCAAACGAACCACCACUGUUUGCUGAAAACUUGUGCAGACAAGACAAGGUCGACAUGGCCAGCAGCAGAAGCUCUCUGGUGGUCGCAAUGGCGGUGGUGAUCCUGCACCGGUGGUGCUGCGCCGCUGCUCCGGCGGCCGCGGCGGCGAACCGGACACGGACGCCGGCGCUGUUCGUGUUCGGGGACUCCAUCGUGGACGCCGGCAACAACAACGCCAUCACGACGCUGAUCCGGUGCAACUUUGCGCCCUACGGCAAGGACUUCCCCGGCCACAACGCCACCGGCCGGUUCAGCAACGGCAAGGUCCCCGGCGACAUCCUCGCGACGCAGAUGGGCAUCAAACAGUACUUGCCGGCGUACCUCGGCGCGGAGCUCAGCGACUUCGACCUCCUCACCGGCGUCACCUUCGCCUCCGGCGGCUGCGGCUUCGACCCGCUCACCGCCGAGCUCGUGUCGGUUCUGACCAUGGACAACCAGCUGGACCUGUUCAAGGAGUACAAGGAGAAGCUCCGGCGCGUCGCCGGCGACGCGCGCGCCGGCGAGAUCGUGUCGGAGAGCCUGUACAUGGUGGUCACCGGCACCGACGACCUCGCCAACACCUACUUCACCACGCCGUUCCGGCGAGACUACGACCUCGACUCCUACAUCGAUUUCGUCGUCCGGUGCGCCUCGGGCUUCGUCCGGAAGCUGCUCGGCAUGGGCGCGCGGCGCGUGAACGUCGCCGGCGCGCCGCCGAUCGGGUGCGUGCCGUCGCAGCGGACCAACGCCGGCGGGCUCGACCGGGACUGCGUUGCGCUGUACAACCAGGCCGCCGUCGUGUACAACGCCCGGCUCGAGAAGGAGAUCGAGCGGCUAAACGUCACGGCGGCGCCGCCGGGCACCGUGCUCAAGUACAUCGACCUCUACACGCCGCUGCUCGACAUGAUCCAGCGCCCCGCCGCCUACGGAUUCGAGGUGACGAACCGAGGUUGCUGCGGGACGGGGGUGUUCGAGGUGACGCUGACGUGCAACAGGUACACGGCGGAUGUGUGCAGAGACGUCGACAAAUUCCUCUUCUGGGACACCUACCAUCUCACGGAGAGAGGCUACAACAUCCUGCUCUCCCAGAUAAUAACCAAAUACGGCUUCUGAACUUCUUAAUUCUGAUAUAGCAGAAUCUUCAGAGAAGAAAACGAGGAAACUUUGAUUUCGUAGUAUCAUCUUUCAUCAGUGCUUCAGCAGCAGCUACAGCAUUCCAAACUUCAGUGCUGAAAUAUGUGGUACUAAUACUGAAGAUCUGAUGGGCAUGAUCCUGGAAAGGUUCAUUCCAUAAGCUGCAGUGUGGCAGCUUAGGUUUCAGUUUGCCAGUUAAGUAUCUUGCUGUGAUGCUGAACCCUACACUGAGAAAUGGUGACCAGAAUUUUCAUGUCAAAAAUAUGUGGAAAAUACAGUUUCAUCUUUCAUGUAAAGGACAAACAUUCAGCCUAACAAGCAGCAUCAAGAGUGGGCAUCACAGAACCUCGUAAUCUGUUCGGCAAAACAAUAUGAAGCUCCUCAGGUUCACUAUAUCACAGAACAAACUUUGGCCUCCUGAAGUGCUGAUUGGUAGAACAUAGGCAAAAAAUAAACAUCAUUUCUGCAAGCAAAUUAUUAGCUAUAAAUAGUUUACCAGUACAUUUACUAUAUACAGACCAGGGAAUAAACCAAACUAGAUUCUUCUUACUA
This is a messenger RNA of Oryza sativa Japonica Group (Japanese rice), 1751 nucleotides long. RefSeq names its product GDSL esterase/lipase EXL3. Gene Ontology annotation, biological process: lipid metabolic process. Gene Ontology annotation, molecular function: lipase activity. Lineage: Eukaryota; Viridiplantae; Streptophyta; Magnoliopsida; Poales; Poaceae. The record is from RefSeq and is a predicted model, not a curated record.